CCUCCCUCCGCCCGCGUCUCCCAGGCGACAGCAGCCUCGGUCUCGGCUCGGCCCCUCCCCCGCCCCGCCCCGGCUGCGAAGCGUCUGGAACCGCAUCCUUCCUCCGCAUCCUCGUCCUGCGGCCGCGCCGUGCAGCAGCUGCCCGUCGGAGCCGCCUGCCGAGGACCGCUGCUCACCAUGGUGAAGCUGGGCUGCAGCUUCUCCGGGAAGCCGGGCAAAGACCCAGGGGAUCAGGACGGGGCCACCACAGACAGCGUCCCUCUCAUCAGCCCCCUGGAUGUCAGCCAGCUCCAGCCACCGUUCCCUGACCAGGUGGUUAUCAAGACACAGACGGAAUACCAGCUGUCCUCCCCGGACCAGCCAAAGAAGUUCCCCGACCUGGAGGCCCAGAAGCUGGCCUGUAACCACCCAGAGGAAGGGCGCAGGCUGCCCACCGCGCGGAUGAUCGCCUUUGCCAUGGCGCUCCUGGGCUGUGUCCUCAUCAUGUACAAGGCCAUCUGGUAUGACCAGUUCACCUGCCCCGACGGCUUCCUGCUCCGGCACAAGAUCUGCACCCCGCUGACCCUGGAGAUGUACUACACGGAGAUGGACCCCGAGCGCCACCGAAGCAUCCUGGCCGCCAUCGGGGCCUACCCGCUGAGCCGCAAGCACGGCACCGAGACGCCCUCGGCCUGGGGGGAGAACUACCGCGCCGUCAAGGAGGGGCCCAAGGCGCCCACCCAGGCGGGCGCGGCGGCGGGGGCGGGCGCGGCGGGGGCGGCGGCCACCGAGCCCCCGGGAAAGCCCUCGGCCCCGGGAGAGAAGGAGGCGCCGCGGAAGGCAGCGGGCAGCGCCCCGCCCCCGGCCCCGGCCCCCCAGUGACGGCGCCCGCACCUGCGGCCCGGCGCCCCCGGCGGCACCCGUGACCGCCCUCGCCCGACGCGCUCCCCUCCUGUGGUCGUGCCCCGCCUCCGGGACCCCUCGCUGAUGCCCCUGCCCCCUGAGCUUCCAGCUCUGCUGCUUUUCUCUAAGUAAAGAUUCACAUCCA
Canis lupus familiaris (dog) is the source of this 1027-nucleotide messenger RNA. RefSeq names its product calcyon neuron specific vesicular protein (gene CALY). The coding region runs from base 178 to 861 and encodes 227 amino acids. Gene Ontology annotation, molecular function: clathrin light chain binding. Lineage: Eukaryota; Metazoa; Chordata; Mammalia; Carnivora; Canidae. The transcript has 6 exons. Gene Ontology annotation, cellular component: membrane; endosome. Gene Ontology annotation, biological process: G protein-coupled dopamine receptor signaling pathway; clathrin coat assembly; endosomal transport. The record is from RefSeq and is a predicted model, not a curated record.